UUGCCUCUUAACUAUACCUUCGUCUUAGUCUGACCUUAGCUGGCGACUGGCGGACAGCUGCGAGCCGUGUGUGUGGACUGGACCGAGUAUUGGCAGAUGGGUAAUCCGUAUAGUACCUGAGUACCUACAGUACGCGGCUACGCUCCUGUGUACAGUGUAAUCCACAGUCGCGGAGCGCUAAUGUUGGCUUGCGGGGCAUCGUUCUCGAUAAGGCUUAUCGUCGAGAAAUUUCCAAGAACCAUCGUCAACUUUUUUGAACUUUUUCGGACGCGAGACCUCGUUAAAGUGCAAUUCGGUCUUUGCUGUUGGACCGGGCACACACAAUGGCACCAGAAACCAAGGUCGUGAAGAAGGAGGCGAAAAGGGACACCCGAGCUUGGGAUGCGCUCACCCCGCCCCUGGCAGAAUGGAUUCUUGACUACCUCUCGAGCUCUGGCUUCGAUCGCAUGACGCCCGUUCAAGCCGCCGUGCUCCCGCUUUUCAGUUCCAGCAAAGAUGUCGUCGUCGAGGCGGUCACAGGCAGCGGGAAGACUCUCAGCUACCUCAUCCCCAUCAUCACCCGAUUGCUACGGAUGGAAGAACCUACGAAACCGCGACAUGUAGCAGCCAUCAUCGUCUCGCCGACGCGAGAGCUGGCCUCGCAGAUCUUCAAAGUCCUCACCGAUCUCGUACGCUUCCACCCUACCUCGGCCGAGCUGCUUCCUCAUUUGGACGGCGACGAGAAGCGACCUGCGACGAAAGAGCCCUUCGUACUGCCACAACUCCUCGUCGGCGGCACCACGACCCCUGCGCAGGACCUCAGCUUUUUCCUGCGGCACUGCCCGAAUGUGCUCGUCGCGUCCCCGGGGCGGCUGGUCGAGUUGCUGUCUUCGCCGCAUGUCAGCUGCAACCAUUCGAGUUUCGAGGCGCUUGUCCUGGACGAAGCCGACCGAUUGCUUGAUCUAGGUUUCAAGCAGGAUCUCCAGAACAUUCUAAGCCGCCUGCCCAAGCAACGGCGAACGGGACUCUUCAGUGCCAGUGUCAGUGAUGCCGUGUCCGAGAUCAUCCGUGUGGGUCUGCGAAAUCCAGUCAAGAUUCAGGUCAAAGUCAAGAGUCUGAAAACGGGUGGAGUUAUAGAGGAGCGAAGGACGCCAGCGAGUCUGUCCAUGCGAUAUCUCCUGGCGCCGGCGUCUCAGAAGCUGCCUGCACUGGCCCAGAUAUUAGAAAAGCUGGAACCGAGGCCACAGAAGACCAUCAUCUUCUUUUCUACGUGUGCCGCGGUGGACUAUUUCCAGCAUGUCCUCCCCUUGCUUUUACCGCAGGGUUACGCAAUCAUACCGCUCCAUGGCAAGCACCAAUCAAAAGUACGGCAAAAGAACUUUACCAAGUUUGUCAACUCCGCUGAGCACACCAUCCUCUUGACAACAGAUGUCGCUGCCAGAGGUCUGGAUGUGCCCCAGGUGGACUUGGUUGUCCAGAUUGAUCCGCCAUCAGACCCCAAGGUGUACCUCCACCGAUGCGGCAGAGCCGGCAGAGCGGGAAGAAAAGGUCUGUCGGUGUUGUUUCUCCAGCCAGGCAAAGAAGAGGACUACGUCCCAUUUCUCGAAAUUCGGAAGACGCCCAUCGAGGCCUUGACAUACCCCGGAAUCACGCUCAACGAGCCUGACGCGGGCGCGGCUUCAGACAAGAUCAGAGACCUCGUGAGAGAGGACCGCGCACUGUACGACAAGGCGCAGCGCGCCUUCGUGUCGUGGGUACGGAGCUACAACAACCACACGGCAUCCUCCAUCUUCCGGGUCGCGGACCUCGACUGGACCGACCUGGGCAAGGGAUGGGGUCUCCUCCGCCUGCCCAAGAUGCCCGAGGCCAAGAAGUGGGACGGCGACAAGUCCUUUGGCAUCGAGAUGGACUGGGAGAACUUCGCGUACAAAGACAAGGCCCGCGAGAAGCAGCGCCGCGACGAGAUAGAGAAGGCGAACGACCCCGCGACGGAGGAGAAGGCGGUGGCGUUCAAGGCCAAGAGGAAGAGGAACACGGAGGCCUGGAGCGACAAGAACGAGAAGGAGGACACGCGCGUCGAGAGGAGGGAGAAGAGACAGAAGAAGAAGGAGGCCGAGAGGAAGAGCACCCUGACCGAGGAGGAGCAGGUCAAGGAGCGUGACCUGGAGGAUAUGCUCGCUCAGAUCAGGAAGCAGAAUAAGGCAAAAUUUGCCGCCGAGAAGGCCGCCAAGGCCACCAAGGGCGACGACGAGUUUGAGGGGUUCGAAUAAAUAGAUACCCGCGUGGGAUAAGCGAAAAAAAAAACCCCCCCAAUUUAAUUUGAAAUGGACUUUGCAUUGCCGUGGUAGCCUGGAUAUUGCUCUUUAAUUAUAUUACGAGCUUAGCUACGCUGAAUACCAACCUCGUACCGUUGCAGUAUCCUGGGCUGCAGCACCUGGUUCACCUUGGUCAAAUAGACGUUUGCCUCACCCGGACAUUGAGCGGCUUCAAGCGAAAUGCACGUUUGGUGAAACACUUUCUGUCAC
This is a messenger RNA of Truncatella angustata, 2504 nucleotides long. RefSeq names its product P-loop containing nucleoside triphosphate hydrolase protein. The transcript is spliced from 2 exons. Bases 324 to 2249 code for a protein of 641 amino acids. NCBI's taxonomy places the organism in Eukaryota, Fungi, Ascomycota, Sordariomycetes, Amphisphaeriales, Sporocadaceae. Gene Ontology annotation, cellular component: nucleolus. The record is from RefSeq and is a predicted model, not a curated record. Gene Ontology annotation, molecular function: ATP binding; nucleic acid binding.